Messenger RNA from Pungitius pungitius (ninespine stickleback), 1777 nucleotides. RefSeq names its product SRY-box transcription factor 17 (gene sox17). The record is from RefSeq and is a predicted model, not a curated record. Gene Ontology annotation, biological process: angiogenesis; vasculogenesis; heart development. Gene Ontology annotation, molecular function: DNA-binding transcription activator activity, RNA polymerase II-specific; RNA polymerase II cis-regulatory region sequence-specific DNA binding. Lineage: Eukaryota; Metazoa; Chordata; Actinopteri; Perciformes; Gasterosteidae.
ACAUCCAGCACCGAGUACUCCGUGCACUUGAGUCCUGGCGACUCCUGCUAGUGGCUCAUGGAUGUGACUCAUUACUUCGCCGGCUUUAAACCCAGACGCCGCGCGCCAAGUCCUUUGCGUCCGUCCGUUGGUUCUCCGACGCAGCGCGUCCAAAACCUCCCCGCUGGACAGAGAUGAGUAGUCCCGAUGCGGGUUACGCCAGCGACGAUCAGACCCAGGCAAGGUGUGCGAUGUCAGCCAUGAUGCCUGGAAUGGGACACUGCCAGUGGGCCGACCCUCUCAGUCCCCUCGGAGACGCCAAAGUGAAGAACGAGCCGUGCGCCUCCGGCUCCGGCGGCCAGAACCGCGGCAAAACCGAGCCGCGGAUCCGACGGCCCAUGAACGCGUUCAUGGUCUGGGCGAAGGAUGAGCGCAAGAGGCUGGCGCAGCAGAACCCGGAUCUGCACAACGCGGAGCUGAGCAAAAUGUUGGGCAAAUCGUGGAAAGCCCUUCCUGUGACAGAGAAGCGUCCCUUUGUGGAGGAGGCCGAGCGGCUGCGCGUCCAGCACAUGCAGGACCACCCCAACUACAAGUACCGGCCCCGGCGGCGGAAGCAGGUGAAGCGGAUUAAGCGGCUGGACUCGGGCUUUCUGGUCCACGGCGUGUCCGACCACCAGGGCCCGCCCAUGCCCGGGGACGGCAGGGCGUGUGCCGAGAGCCUGGGCCUGGGCUACCACGAGCACGGCUUCCAGGUGGCCCCCCAGCAGCUGGGCCACUACCGCGACGCCCAGGCCCUCGGGGGCCCCUCCUACGAGACGUAUAGCCUCCCCACGCCUGACACCUCCCCUCUGGACGCCGUGGAGUCAGACCUCAUGUUCUCCUCGCAUUCACAAGAGGACUGCCACAUGAUGCCAGCCUACGCCUACCACUCCCAGGCGGCGGAGUACCAGCCCCAGGACCCCCACGGCAACCCCCACGGCAACCACCACGGCAACCCGAUCCUGCACCGGCACCAGGGCUCAGCUCCAGAGCAGCCCCAUCAGUCUGCGAACCUUCCCCCCUCCUACAUGGGAUGCCCCAACCCUCUGGCCAUGUAUUACACUCAGCACUGCGGCCCCUCCGGGCCCCUCAAGCGGCAUCCCGGCGGCGGCGGGGCCGGACAGCUCUCCCCUCCCCCCGACUGCCACCCGCACCCGGCGGACAGCGUGGAGCAGAUGCACCACUCGGAGCUGCUGUGCGAGGUGGACCGCAGCGAGUUCGAGCAGUACCUGAGCUCCUCCUCGGCGGCGGCGGCGGGGGGGCGCGGGGACGCGAGCGGCCACUACGGGCCGCACGAGGCCGGCAUGCAGGGCCCCGAGAGCCUGAUAUCCUCGGUGCUGUCGGACGCCAGCACAGCUGUGUAUUACUGUAGCUACAACAACUCCUAACCUCCUGCCCCGCCUUCAAGGACACGUGAUUCUGACCUCAAAUCUCCGUAGCUAAAUUUGAGCAAACAAAAUGUUUUGUUUUGUUUGUUUUUUUUUAAAUGUCUUUUUAAUUUUAUUUGUCAUUGCCGGCCUGCACUCUUAAGGCAACGUGAGAUUUUUUUUGGAAUGCCGCUUUGGCGAAGACUGUUGUACUGUAAGAACAAGCCAUAGAAUAUUUCACACACUCGUUUUAACUUUUUCUUCCUCUCUUGCAGGGAUUCAUUUUGUGAUAAUAAAUAUUGAACAGACACUAUUUUAAAGUUUAUGUGUAUACUGAGGUGUUUUUUUUUAUACUUUUUUGCACUUUUGAGAAAUAAAUGUUGGCAAAUACA